AUGCCGGCAGAAGACAGCCGCCCUCGAAUAUGCAUCGUUGGUGGGGGGCUCAGCGGUUUGGCAGCGGCUUACUUCCUGCAGCAGCAGCCGACGUUACAGCACGCGCACAUACGGCUGAUAGAAGCGCAGCAGGAGCUGGGGGGUACGUAUACUCGGACGGAAUUAGCGCAUGCAGGUGUGCUGGUGAAGCUGCUAGCCCAGCUGCAGGAGCAGAACCAGCAGCACCAAGCAAAAACAGUCACUGAUGCAGCUCCUGGAGCUGCUGCAACAUCUCCUAAACCCGGCAAACAGCCUAACCAACUCCCGUCUCUGCUGCAGCAGAUAGUGCAGCAACGGCUGCUCUCAACGCGCCACCUCUCUGUCGCGCCCAAGGCGCUGAGUGAGGGUAGCAUCAGCAGCAGCAGUAGCAUCAGCAGCAGAAGCUCUGAUCCUGGGGUAGCACCAGCGGGCGUUUCAUUUGGUGCUGACAGUGCAUGCAUUGCGCUGGAAUUUGGGGCAGGAUGCCCCCACCUGCUUGCUCCUGGAGGAGGACAUCUGCUGCAGCUUCUGCAGCGGGUGCUGCCGCCUUCGCAGCUGGCUGUGGCAAACCGAUCAGCCGCUUCUGUUUUUUCGCUUCCAGCUAACAGCAGCGCCAGCAGCAACAGCAGCAGCUGGCUGGCUCGGGGACGCCCCUGGCUGUCUGUCUUAAGAAAGCUCCUUCGGUGGCUACCUUUGAAGGGAAGGGGAGCCCGAUCUGAGUGGAGCCGCCCUGGCUUCUGUCGGACGAAUCUGCUGCGGUGUUUGUUUGCUUGUUUUCACGAGAUUUUCUUAGGGCAGCAAUCAAUUUUUAACGACGAGAAAGGGCCAAGGAGACGGAUGAAUGUCGGAAGAAACGCAGAUCUUUCUGUGGCUUCCUUUGCUGAGCUGCACUCCAGCAGGUCCUUCGCAGCUGAUUUGAUCCUGCCACCCUUCAGCGCAUGCACCUGGGGAGCUCAGCCUGAGGGCCUCUCCGCUCGAGCCUACCUCCCUCGCGGGUGGCUAAUGCAUGAGCAGUACGGUUCGUUGCUGCGCGGCUGCUUAGCUGAGCGCCGUUUAUCAAGAGUUUUCACCAGCAACAGCGGCUGCUGCUACACCUCUGCCGACGCUGCAAGCCUAGCGGCAUCUGAAAGCGAAACUGAAGGCCCUCGCCUGAUACCCGUAGAGGGCUGCAAAGCGUUUCAACGGGGACACCAGGCACCGCACCAAAUAGUGGCAGAAGGCGCAGGGUUGUUCUCGCCAGUUGGAGGCAUGAGACAGGUGGUGGCAGCCCUGGCCAGACAUAUCUGCGCUCCUCCUGAAGGCAGGCCUCCCGUGUCUGUGGAGUUGGGCUGCCGGGUGCAACGGCUGGAGCCGCUGCAUUCAGACUCUUGCAGCAGCAGAGGCAAUGCGUUAGAUGCUUCGGAUGGCGCAGCUGCAGUCAUUUGCGCUGAGGGGCGCCGGUUCCUUGCGGAUUUGGUGAUUUGUGCGCUGCACCCUUUUGAUUUGAGCCUUCUUUUGAAGGCCUCUUCAGCAGGAGGAGAGCAGUGCAGGGGAAAACACCCAGAACGUGCUUCCCAGGCACAUCAGCAACGAGUAGUAUCCAGCAGGACUCCUUCAAGCGCACGCAAACUCUGCAAUUUCUUCGCAUCCCUUCCUUCUGCCUCUUAUAUUACGGUGCAUGCAUUCGGCUCAAAACCUUCAGACCGGGCUGCUGCGUUGGGCAGAGGUUGCUUCUACGGACCCUCGAAGGGGAUAAGAGCAGAACCAGCAGCAUCAUCCCCCGUAGCAGCAGCUGCUGCUGCUGCCUCCACAGGUAGUUGUAGGGCUGCCGAAGCGUUGGCUGGGCUCGAAGCGGCCCUAAAGGCAGCGCAGGAGGCAGUAGCAGUGACGGAGCUGCAGUUUCCAGGAAACGUCUUCCCCCACGUACAAGCGAAGGCCUUGGCAGCUGCAGGUCGCUCCGAUAUAAGCAGUUUCAAGUGUAUCAACAAGCCUCUGUUGCUGCAUGCGCAAGCAGCAGUCAGCGUGAAACAUGUCGAGACUCUCCUCCACCAAAUGCAGCAGUUGCUCAUGCCCCUGCAGCUCCUGCUGCAGCCCGGCUUAGAACCACCCGUAAAGCGAGAGGAACAGAAGCACCGGAUGAGUGCGAUGCAGCAGCAGGAGGCGGCAUCAACAGCGGCGAGCCUGCGCGCGUUGGGUCUGUUGCUGGGCGCAGCAGAAGAGGCAGUAGACAAGGCGCUGCAGCGUGAAGGAAUAACAGAAUCUUCAGACAGGCUGGUAAUGUGCUCUCGGCUGUCUCUGCAGGCUGAGCCGCAAUGGCCUCUAGUUCUAGAAAAGGGCACGGGUGGAAGGGCCAACACUGCUGGUGCGCAGCAGCGCCACCAGCUGCUGCAGCUGCUGCGGCAAUUCGACCAACUGCGCAGCAACCACUGGAGAGGCACCGCAGCACUGCAUGCUGUUUCCAGUCAUGUGCCGCUUCAACUUGUCCAAGCAGACACCUACCAACAGGCACCCACCCAGGGUGCCCGUCUGAGGGUCGCCCCGAGGGCCCGUGAGGGGGGCCAUCAGGUUGCCCAGGAAGGCCUGGCAGGUGUUUACUCAGAGCAGCAGGUGGAGGAUUCUGGAUAUGCUUUGGGUGGAGACUUGUUUGUUGAAUCUCGAGAGGACUUUCAUCGGCAGAGGGUGCAGACAAUGCCGUGGCUGCAAGUGUGUCAGUGUCAGUGUCUGUGUCUGUGUCUGUAUGUCUAUGAGCGUCUAGGUGUGUCUAUAUGUGUCUAUGUGUGUUGCAUGUGGGCUACAGUGAAUGGGGCACGGGAGCCCGAGUCAAGGACGCUGCUAUACUUGCUAACCAAAUCGGGAGGCGGUACGCUGCAGGCAUUCGCUGCUUUCCCUCACGUGCGGCCCGAGCACGCUUGUGAAUACAUCGCUCGCCUCCAAGGCGGAAGGAACGAGAGCAGCAGCGGCAGCAGCGGCAACAUCAGCAGCAGCGGCAGCAUGGGCAGCAGCGGCAGCAACAGCAACAGCAGCAGCCUCAGCAAGGGCAGUAGCAGAAAGGGCGCGACUCCAAGUGGGACUCCUGAGGUGAAUCGAUCAACCGUCAGCCUUGGCCCUUUUUCUUGUUCAGCUGGAGAGGGCAUGGAAGGAGGCGCCCUGCCAAAUCAUUAG
This is a messenger RNA of Eimeria maxima, 3159 nucleotides long. RefSeq lists its product as hypothetical. Lineage: Eukaryota; Apicomplexa; Conoidasida; Eucoccidiorida; Eimeriidae. Bases 1 to 3159 code for a protein of 1052 amino acids. Gene Ontology annotation, molecular function: protoporphyrinogen oxidase activity, oxygen as acceptor. Gene Ontology annotation, cellular component: mitochondrial inner membrane. Gene Ontology annotation, biological process: heme biosynthetic process. The transcript is spliced from 7 exons. The record is from RefSeq and is a predicted model, not a curated record.